Naegleria lovaniensis is the source of this 1857-nucleotide messenger RNA. RefSeq lists its product as uncharacterized. The coding region runs from base 1 to 1857 and encodes 618 amino acids. The record is from RefSeq and is a predicted model, not a curated record. The transcript has 5 exons. Lineage: Eukaryota; Heterolobosea; Eutetramitea; Acrasida; Naegleriidae. Gene Ontology annotation, biological process: transmembrane transport.
AUGAAUUCAGCAAUUGCUGCCUCCGAUGAUCAUCACUCUCAUACGAGCAUUCCUCCUAAUCAUAAUCCCAGCAGAGAUUCCGAAUAUGAUACCAUUCCUCUUGAAAUUCAUCCAGUUGCAGCAGAAUUUAGAAAACCUCUGGCAUCACCUGUACCACCCUCACCUCUUCAGAAAGCCUUCUCCCAAACAAGCCUUAAUUUGAAAUUUUCUCUCAACGAAUGGAAGACACAACGAAAGGAACAAUUAAAAACUAAUUUAAGAAAGGAUACAUGGAAACGGAGAGGAAGAGCAUUGCUGAACUUGUUAAAAUCGAGGAAAUUUUGGGAGAGUGUGUUGAUUUGUUAUGGAUUUAUACCGUUGGGACUGGGUUUAGCCAUGCUAGGACCAACACUACCAUCCUUAAAGCAGAAAUUGAAAAAAUCCGAAGGAACAAUGGGUUUAUUAUUUACAUUGCGAGGAGUUGGAUAUAUUUUAUCAAGUUUAAUUGGUGGUUGGGUUUUGGAUUAUUUAAAAAGCAAGGUUCAAUCUGGAACUGUGAAAACAAUAUUGAACCAAAUUAUACUGUUAAUAGGCUUGAUAUUAGUGUCAGGAGCGUUUGCAGCCAUACCGUUUCUUACAUCGUUUACCUUUGUAGUGUUGACAUACUUUGUGGUGGGCCUUGGACUUGGAUGUGUCGACCUCACCUCAAACGUGCUGAUCAUUUGGAUUUGGGGUAAUCAUCGAUUGGUUUCGACUUUUUUACAAUUUUUACAUGCAUGUUUUGGAAUUGGAGCAUUUAUUUGCCCUAUCAUUGUGAAAAUAGUCUUUGAUAGCUAUCCCAGUGCACAACCAGAAGGUGGUGCAGAACAUCCCAUCAACAAUCCACUUGCCCUCUCUCACUUCAUUGGAGCAGCUGUUACAUUGAGUGGUGUCAUACCGAUUGCAAUCUUUUGCUAUUUGGCUUUAAAACAUCCACCUCAGCAACCAGUCGAUCAAGAAACAGCAAACAAUCAAGUUGUUGAAGAAGUUGCUAAAAGCUUUGAUGAAGAAAGAGUUUCAAAUAUUGGUGACGUCUUUCAUGACAUCGAGUUGGAAGAAAGUCCCAAAAUGAAUGACCAAAAUAUUUCAAAUGAUGCGACACAUCAUCAAGCUCAAGCUUCACCUUUGACAUCCUUUGAAGACGAAGAUGAAGAAGAAGAAGAAGCAAAAGAACAAUUGACAAAACCUACCUUAUGGCAGAAGAUUGUAGUGUGCGCAUUAACUGGAUUUGCUUUACUGAAUUAUGUCGGUGCUGAAAUUGGAUUUGGUUCUCUUGUGGUGAGUUAUAUUGUCAAGUCCAACAUAGCCACACCUUCAGAAGCAUUUUUAUUGAACUCUGGUUUUUGGCUCUCAUUUACCAUAACGAGAUUUGCAGGAGUUUUACUUUCGGCUGUUUUCACAGAUACCACUCUCCUCAUCGUGGACAUUGUUGCAUGUUUUUUAGGAAUUAUUCCCUUGUUAAUAUUUCCUUACAGCAUGGCUUGCUUAUGGGUGUGUGCUAUUAUUUUGGGAUUUGGAUUUGCAAGCAUGUAUCCAAUUACUAUAAGCUUACCAAGUAGCACAAUGAAGUUUGAAGUCUCUGGUUUUAUGACCUCGAUUAUGGUAUUUGGAGGUUGUGUUGGUGAAUUAGUUGUACCUGUGGGCAUGACAUUGAGCUUUGAGUAUAUUGGCCCUACCUCAAUAUUUUAUUUUAUUUUUAUUGUUUGUGUGAUUGCUUCAAUUUGUUAUGUUGCUUUACUCCUAUUGUUCAGGCCCAAGAAAGCGAAAACAAACCCAGCGGAUGACGAAGUGAUUGACGCAGGAGACAACAAUACUUCAUCACCAAGCUCAGUUCACUAA